CCUUGAGGCUCAGCAAAUCCUUUCAGAGAAAUAUUUGAAAUAAAAGACAACAGAUAGGGGACGCAGCGAAGGCAGAGAGAGGCAUAAGGGCCAAUAGCCUCGGACAAGGGAAUCAGUACAAUCUGGCCCGUGUUUGCCGAUGAUAAUGCGCCUUUCCAAAGCCCUGAUAGACAUGGAGAUGGCAGAUUAUAGCGCGGCAUUGGACCCGGCGUACACCACUCUGGAGUUUGAGAACAUGCAGGUGCUGGCUAUGGGCAAUGCAGACACAUCUCCGUCGGAAGCAGCCAACCUCAACACCUCCAACAGCAUCGGGGUGAGCGCGCUGUGUGCCAUCUGCGGGGACCGCGCCACGGGGAAGCAUUACGGGGCUUCCAGCUGUGAUGGCUGCAAAGGCUUCUUCAGGAGGAGCGUCAGGAAGAACCACAUGUACUCCUGCAGGUUUAACAGGCAGUGCGUGGUAGACAAAGACAAAAGGAACCAGUGCCGAUACUGCCGGCUUAAGAAGUGCUUCCGAGCAGGAAUGAAGAAAGAAGCUGUACAAAACGAACGGGACCGAAUCAGCACCCGGAGAUCAAGUUAUGAAGACAGCAGCUUGCCCUCCAUCAAUGUCCUACUGCAGGCAGAAGUCCUGGCACAGCAGAUAUCAACCCCAGUUCCUGUGAUGAACGGAGACAUCCGAGGGAAGAAGAUCGCCAACAUCGCUGACGUCUGCGAGUCCAUGAAGCAGCAGCUGCUGGUGCUGGUGGAGUGGGCCAAGUACAUCCCCGCCUUCUGCGAGCUGCCCCUGGAUGACCAGGUGGCACUGCUGCGAGCACAUGCAGGCGAACAUCUGUUACUGGGAGUUGCCAAGAGGUCCAUGGUGUUCAAGGAUGUCUUGCUGCUAGGAAAUGACCAUAUCAUCCCACGGAACUGCCCCGAGCUGGUGGAGGUCAGCCGCGUGGCCAUCCGCAUCCUGGACGAGCUGGUCCUCCCCUUCCAGGAGCUGCAGAUAGAUGAUAACGAAUACGCCUGCUUGAAAGCCAUCAUCUUCUUUGACCCAGAUGCCAAAGGACUGAGUGACCCCUCCAAGAUCAAGCGGAUGCGGUACCAGGUGCAGGUCAGCCUGGAGGACUACAUCAAUGACCGGCAGUACGACUCACGGGGCCGCUUCGGGGAGCUGCUGCUGCUGCUGCCCGUGCUGCAGAGCAUCACCUGGCAGAUGAUAGAGCAGAUCCAGUUUGUUAAGCUCUUCGGCAUGGCUAAGAUCGACAACCUGCUGCAGGAGAUGCUUCUGGGAGGGUCAUCAAGUGAAACGCCGCAUGCUCACCACCCCCUGCACCCUCAUCUGAUCCAGGAGAACCUGGGAACAAACGUCAUUGUGGCCAACACAAUGCCUCCUCAGAUGCACAAUGGGCAGAUGUCAACUCCAGAAACUCCCCAGCCAUCUCCACCCGCGGGCUCAGGGCCAGAGCAGUACAAGCUGCUGCCCGGAGCCAUUGCAACCGUGGCGAAACAGCCCAGCUCCAUCCCACAGCCUGCCAUCACAAAACAGGAGGUCAUUUAGCAAGCUGCAGACCGGCUGGCCUCGUUGAGAAGACCGUGUGGGAGAAAAGCCCGAGCUGCCUCUGUCACUGUGAAAAGAGAAGCCAUCCAGAGGUCCUCGGGCACAAACACACGGACUUGCUUAUUGGACUAGUCCACCACUACCAAAAGCUGUCUUCCUGCAGCUAUGGGCAGCGCACGCCACGGAGAGCCUCGAGUCACAGAACUAAGGUUGAAGCCUUCCUGAAACCCUCAUUCCUCAUAAGAAGGGCCAGAUUUCUGUCUGCCUCCAUUGGGAGGUUUGCAGGGACUGGCUGUGGACAGUGCAGCUGGUUGUUCCCCAUUGCUGCCUCUCUGCGUCGGUUCAGCAUGCACCAGACCCUGUGAACAAGCAAUUCUCCAAACCAAGACACUGUGCUGUGCAAAAGGAGGGCCUCCACCCACAGCCAUGCCAGCUCCCCAGACAGCCCCCAUCCUGCCAGACUUCUCGGAGGUGGCAGCUGCCCUAGGAGCAUUGCUGCAGGUGAAGCACACUGGGGUUUGCCCAGGCAGCACUGAGAGAACGGUUCCUCAGCCUCAGCUCACCCCAAACCUUACCAUGGUCACCUUCCAGCAAACUAAGCUCCCAGCCAGCUCUACCAAACCUUCUCAGCUGAUUCAGGCACACUUGCCCACUGGGAUUUUCCACUAUUUGUAUCCUGCUGCCUUUUGAGGGGUUUUGCUGUUUCCAUGCCAUGGCUGCUGUCCCACCACAGGGCUCAGAGAGGCAGCCAGAUCAUUCCUUUACACUACUGCCUCCUCACCACCCAGCAUGGGAAGCCGGGGAAUGUGGGAUGGGGCCACCCCAGCACAGGCUGUGAGGGUGAGAAUUGCCUGGGCCUCACAGACAGACUCCUGAGUGCCAGGAGUGUUGUAACCCAGGAGUUCAGCUCAGACCCUUUGCUUUAACGCUAAGACAUGCCAUAUGAUCUACGUGUCCAGUUCAGUGACACUCCCUCCUUAGAGUGAGUGGCUGAUAACAGAUUUAUAGGGCUUCACAAUGUGAUAAGAACUCAUUAUGGCUCCUCCAGACCUCAGCAGGUUUGAGAGCAGAGCCUCAAAACACAGUGCUUUGAGUCCCACAGCGAAGACCGACAGAGGCCAGGGAAGGGCCCUGUCCCACCAGAGCCCCUCGGUCUGCCCCAGCCUGCACAGCCUAGCCCCCGUUUCCCUGUGCCUGCCUAUUUCUGUUACUCUCUGAAGCCUGCCAGGGCCGAAACCAUGCAGGUUUGACCUUUGGUUUACAGCUGAAAUCAGGCAAGGAGCCCUCCCGUCGCCUCCGCGGGCACGGCCUCCAGGCCUCUCCUCAGGUUCAGUUUUGGCAGCACCACAGCAGAGGUGCUGAGAAAACCUGGAACGAAUGUUUUUUUGUGAGAGAAGGCCGACAGCAGAUGCACAGCAUCUGUGCCCUGGAAAACCCAGCACAAGGAGAAAGAUCCUGGUUUAGCACUGGGGCAACAGCAGCUCUACCGAACCACAGACUGCGUUCCUGCGGGUCCCGGCUAUGUGGGGUGAUGUGGGCCCUGUGGGGACAUGAAGCUGGUGGAAUCGCAGCAAAAAUGGGGCCUGGGACAGGUCCCCAGCAGGGACGAAUCUGAGCCAGCCACACCAGAGGAGCUGCAGCUCUGUGCCGUGAUCGCCAAUGCAAACAUGGAACACCUCACCUUGCGCCCACGGCGUCAGAAGCGUUGUAUCGUCCCUGAGAGCUGGUGGCAUUAUACUGAGUAAUUUAUUGCAAUGAUGAAUCCAAUCAUUUUCUGUAAAUUAUUUUGUAAAUCACAUUGAUUAUUUAUAAUUGGGAGAUUAAAUGCAAAAAAAAAAAAAAAAAAGAUUAACCAGGCUGUCUUUUCCAACUGCAGCAACCUUUUUCCCCGUAUGUAGAGAUACUCUGUGGGGAAUCACUGUGGUCCAUUUGCACCGAGCAUUCCUCGAUACUGUACAUUAAUUUUUGCUGGUUACUGCCUUCCAAUGGAAACAGAGGAAUAUUUCUUCACUAGAGUUUGUAUUCAUAAAAAAAAAAAAAAAGAAAUAAAUGCCAAAAUAUUUUCUAACUUUUCCCAGACAGAUGGAUUUCUUUCUUCUGGGAAGAUUUAUUCUAAAUUCAGGAGCUCACCUCCCUGUUGGUCUGAGCACAAAGCAUAUGUGUAUUGAGGAAAAAACUAAAAAACAAGUGUUUGAUGUCAUUGCCAGCUAUCACUAUUUCAUGGGGAGCCUAAUGUUAGCUGGUGUCUGUCCUGAAGCCAUGUAUGCUGGAAUCAUAAGGUUGAAUGACAACCCCAAUUUUCAUUAAAACAACCACGAAGAAUAAA
Anas platyrhynchos (mallard) is the source of this 3869-nucleotide messenger RNA. It is a transcript of the gene HNF4A, whose product is annotated as hepatocyte nuclear factor 4 alpha. Gene Ontology annotation, molecular function: DNA-binding transcription factor activity; RNA polymerase II cis-regulatory region sequence-specific DNA binding; zinc ion binding. The record is from RefSeq and is a predicted model, not a curated record. Lineage: Eukaryota; Metazoa; Chordata; Aves; Anseriformes; Anatidae. Gene Ontology annotation, biological process: regulation of DNA-templated transcription.